This is a messenger RNA of Andrographis paniculata, 1519 nucleotides long. Its product is annotated as probable WRKY transcription factor 72. Gene Ontology annotation, molecular function: sequence-specific DNA binding; DNA-binding transcription factor activity. Gene Ontology annotation, biological process: regulation of DNA-templated transcription. The transcript is spliced from 4 exons. Lineage: Eukaryota; Viridiplantae; Streptophyta; Magnoliopsida; Lamiales; Acanthaceae. The record is from RefSeq and is a predicted model, not a curated record. Bases 81 to 1274 code for a protein of 397 amino acids.
UAAGAGAGAAGUACAUAUAUAUAUAAAUCUGCACGGUAUAUAACAAGCCCACAUCUCAAAGCUCCGAUCGAGCAGCAAAAAUGGAAGAUUUGAUGAUCAAGAAAGAUAAAUUGGAGUCAACGAAAUCGGAGAUGGAGGGGAUAAGGGAAGAGAAUCUGAGGCUGAAGACUUUACUGAUGCAAAUCGAAAACGAUUACAAGGCUCUUCAAAGGAAAUUCGACGAUACUUUCGGACAGUCUCCCGGAUCCGGAUCCGGCAGCCAUAGCCAGAUCACGUGCAGUCUAGAAAACCCUGGAAAUGAUCAAGAACAAGAACUAGUGUCUCUUCGCCUUGGGUCGUCGUCCUCGUCUGCACCAAAUCCAGACAACAAAUACAAUAAGCUUGACCUAGGCCUGGGCCUGGAUGAUCGUAAGCAAGAAGUAGAUGAUCAGACAAGAAUACAGAAGACACGUCACAGAAAUGGAGAUGAAGAGUUUUAUCAAACAGGCGUGAAGAAAGCUAGGGUUUGUGUAAGAGCAAGAUGCGACACCCCAACAAUGAACGAUGGCUGCCAAUGGAGAAAAUAUGGGCAAAAAAUUUCAAAGGGGAAUCCAUGCCCACGAGCAUACUAUCGUUGUACGGCGUCGCCGUCGUGCCCUGUCAGAAAACAGGUGCAGCGAUGCGUGGACGAUAUGUCGAUACUGAUCACGACCUACGAGGGUACCCACAACCACCCGCUUCCGCCGGCGGCGGCGGCGAUGGCUUCCACGACAUCGUCGGCGGCGUCCAUGCUAAUGUCGGGGUCCUCAAUUUCUCCGACGACGACUUUAAUUAAUAAUCCCUGGAACAAAUUCCAGGCAUGGCCGCCUAACUGCCACGUGUCGAGCUAUCCAUCAUCGUCUUCGUUUCCCACUGUAACUGUGGAUCUCACCGCCAAUAAUGUUUCUUCAUCCCCAAACAGCCUUUAUUAUUACUCGUCUCCUCCGGGAAGAAGUUUGAGCUUUUCUUCAAUGGGAACAACAGGAGGGUUUUCUCAUCGCCAUUGGAGCUUGCCUGGAGGAGAAUCAGGCCUACAGGCCUCCCAGAAUAGCAAUAAUAAUAAUAAUGUCCUGACAGAAACGUUGACUGAGGUUCUUACAUCUGAUCCGAGCUUUAGAUCUGUAAUAGCUGCUGCACUUACGUCGAUGGUGGGUAAUGGUAAUGGUAAUGGAGGCUCUGCAGAAGGGAAAGCAAAGACUGAGAAUAAUCUUGAACGUAUACCCGCCAUUGGUGACUUACGAGCUUUGAAAGAAUGAUCCAGAGGAUAAGUAUGGUGGUUUAAUUUAAUUUUCCAUAUAAUGCCUGUACAAAAUUCAGUUCUUGAUGAUCACAUUUCUCUUCUUUAUCUCUCUCUCUCUCUCUCUCUAUAUAUAUAUAUAUAUAUGUAUAUAUGUAACAUGUCAAAUAUUUGUUCCAGGGUUUGAUAUAUAAUAUAUAUAUAGCUCUGGAAUCAAUAUUUGGCUUGUAAGAUGAAAUAAAAAUAAGUUGCAGGAUGUUUAUG